AUGAAGAGUAAUAUUGUAACACUAUCGGCGAAAUCAAAAGAAGCUUUGUUUGAACUUAUUGCCACUUACAGGACGCAUUUGUCUGAAAACGCGAAAGUGAAGUUGGAUGACAUCGCCUACACGGCCAAUGUUGGGCGAGCAAAAUUUACAAAUAGAGUUGCAAUCACGGCUAGAAGCAAUGCAGAAUUGAUACAAAAACUGGACACGAAAAACUGGUCCUACGGAGUUGUAGAGAAGGAACCAAAGAUUUGCUUCCUUUUUCCAGGCCAGGGAACCCAAUAUAAGGGAAUGGGUAGUCAACUUUAUGACACCUUCCCAGUUUUUAGAUUAUAUGCGUCAUUAGGAGUGCAUCCCACAAUUGUGGUUGGCCAUAGCUUAGGAGAAAUAGCUGCAGUCACUGCCGCCUCACUAUUAACACUUGAGGAUGCACUUACGAUGGUUGGCACACGAUGCAAGCUAAUCGCCAAACUCCCUGGAGGAAAAAUGUUAGCUGUCAGGGCGGACAAUUACACCUGUACGGGACUUCUUGAUACAUUUUUGUCACGAAAGUCACGAACUGCUACAAACGCAGACUGGCUGGAUAUUGCCGCAAUCAACUCCGAACAACAAACUACAGUGUCCGGCUUACCUCUUGUAAUUGAUGAGUUUGCAGAAUUUUGUCAACAGAAUGGAGUGCGAGCGAAAAUCUUAGAUGCCUCACACCCAUUUCACUCAAGAGGUUUAGACCCAAUAUUAAAUGAAUACAAGGAUAUUUUAAACACCCUACGACAAGAAUUCGUACAGCCAACUUGUAAAUACAUUUCAAGCGUUGAUGGUACCCUAAAAUUCAGUUUAUCUACUGAAUAUUGGAUAUCUAACAUGAGAGACCAUGUUCAAUUUAUUGAAGCCACCAAAACUAUCGAAAACCACAUCCGACAAGAUAAUUCUGGUCGACAAUACAUCUUUCUUGAAGUCGGGGCACAUCCCGUUCUUUCAGCUUUAGUUCACUCAAACAUAUCAUUGAUGCCUCAAUGUAUCAAAUCUAUGCGGAGGUGUUGCAACGAACUGGAAGUAUUUCAAGAAGCUCUUGGUUCCUUGUUUGUGCAAGGUGUUCCAAUAAAAUUUGAAAAUUUUCAUGAAGUCCAUUACAAGAAGAAGGUUUCCCUCCCGUUUUACCCGUUCCAAAGAAAGCCGUAUUGGUUCCCUUUUCAACCCGCGGACUAUUCCCCUUCUUUAACGAAGGAUACAGUGCAUCCACUUCUAGGGAAACAGGUAGAACAACCAGGAUCUGGGGAUGUGAAGGCCCAUAGAUUUGAAAAUAUAAUAACAUUGAAGUCCAACCCUUGGAUCGGAGAUCAUCGUAUCGGGCAGUGGCCCUUGAUGCCAGCCGCAGGGUUCAUUGAGAUGAGUUUGGCGUCAGGUUGCCUGACGCAAAGUCGAAUUCUGAAUCAGUUGAUAAUUGACAAUUUUAGUAUUCAAACCCCUGCCUACCUUACGCAAAAACGAUCAACGUACCAUGCUAAGGACACAUGGAUUCUUCAUUCACAAGGAACAUUUCUAGAAACCUUGUCGAAGGAUCUAGACAGCUCUGACGAUAUAUUUUCACACAAUCACGCCACGGGAAAAGUCUCUGCCGGAACCAUAUAUGAACGAUUAGCAACCAAAGGGUAUAAUUUUGGACAGUCAUUUCGAUGCAUUAAGUCCAUAUGGGAGGAUCAGAUGCUCAAUAAGUAUGCCGAAGUGAAACUUGACCUCAAGGACGUUGAUGAGAAGUUCAUAUUGCAUCCUUUGGUGUUAGACAGCAUGCUACAGUUUGCUAUAAUGUGCAUGGAAAACCCAACACCGUCCGAAGACCCUGCAGGCACUAUCAUGCUUCCUGUCGCAAUUCGCCGUCUAAAAGUUCACAACAUGAACCAAGAACAACAACAAUCCGAUUCAACUUUACAAUUCUAUCUAAAGCAAUGUCAUAACAAAAGGACAAUAUACUUAUACAAUUACUUAGGAAAAAUUCUAGCAUCCAUGGAUGGAAUUGAUUUUCUUGGAACCGUCUUCACCAGUUUGGACGAUAAUAUGUAUUCAAUCCUUAAUCAGGGUAUUCAGUGUCCAAUAUUUGAGUUGGAGUGGACAAAAGGUUCAAUGUCAGCCCCAAUCUCAAGUCCAAGCCAAAUAUCUUCGGUCUGUGGGAAAAACAAAAAGUGGUUGAUUUUCGGAUUACACGACACCUUUACAAAGGACUUAAUGCGACAACUCAGCGUAUCGGGAGACAAUGUUACCCUAAUAUCAAUUGGCCUGCAGAAAAGAAUGUCCAUCGAAUAUUUUGAAACGAUGGGUGACAGCCAAGAGGAAUUCAUGAAGGUUUUAUCUCAGUUUUCUGAAAUCGAGGGAAUCAUCUUUGGAUGGGGAUUAAAGUCGGCGUUGGAUGACGCGAUAAUUUAUAAUUGGCUUUUCCUACUUCAGGCAAUAACCAUUUAUUCAGGGAGGUUAUCAAAAUUGUUUCUUCUAACCAAAGGGGUACAUGCCAUAUCUCCUAAUGCAGCAACUUUUGAACAAAAACCAGUCGGUUCUUUACUUAUAGGAAUGCUUCGUUCAUUUAAAUCCGAGAAUCCUAUGCUCACUUGCAAACUAAUUGAUCUGGAUUCCCUGAAUCACACGAACAUUGAAAAUAUUAUUCAAGAAAUUUAUGAAGAUCCGACCGUUGAAACUGGGGGUAACAGUAUUUGCUACAGAGAAGGAGUUCGACUGACUCAAAAACUGGUGAAGCUGAAACGUCCCACCCUUCUUCAAAUGCCAAAAGCAUCCAGAUUUAGUCUACGGCUUCCCGCUUCGAAUAUCAUUUCAGAUCUCACGUUCAUGGAAUUGUCUCCGGUUGCUGAGUUGGAGGAGCACGAACUAGAAAUCAAAGUCAAUGCUUAUUCGUUAAACUUUCAUGACAUCUUCGCCGUACUUAAACCCAUUGAUGCUUUUGCUAAAAUCAAUAUUAUUGGAAGUGAUUUUUCAGGAGUUAUAAGCCGAAUUGGAAGCUCCGUAUAUAAGUAUCAAGUUGGAGACAUGGUCUUUGGAUGUCAUCACCAAAAUGUGGCACUAUCUUCACAUAUUAUCACUUCUGAAAAUAUGGUUUGCAAGCUUCCCAAUUUUCUCACACAUGAAGAAGCGUCGACACUGCCAACUGUUUCAUUGACCGCUUAUCAAUGCCUAUGUACUGUGGCUAAGAUUAAAAAGAGCGACACUGUACUAAUUCAUGCCGCCUCCGGUGGUAUAGGGUUAGCCGCCGUGCAAUUGGCAAAUACAGUUGGGGCAAAUGUCAUAGCCACGGCGGGAACUUCAAAGAAAAGAGCGUACCUAAGGAAUAUAGUUGGAAUAAAGCAUGUCUUCAACUCGAGGAACUUGUCAUUCGAGUCUGACGUAAGUGCUGCCACUGAUGGAGCUGGAGUCGACAUUGUUCUUAACUCCUUAACUGGUCGUGGAUUCAAGGAAGCCUCCCUCAAUUGUCUAAGGAAGGGGGGCAGAUUCAUCGAAAUGAGUAAAAUCAACGUUUGGACAGCGGAGGACUGCAUGUCGCUUCGGCCCGAUGUCAAAUAUUCCGUCUAA
Molecule: messenger RNA, 3567 nt
Organism: Folsomia candida
Lineage: Eukaryota; Metazoa; Arthropoda; Collembola; Entomobryomorpha; Isotomidae
Product: mycocerosic acid synthase
Exons: 6
Coding region: 1-3567 (1188 amino acids)
Biological process (GO): fatty acid biosynthetic process
Molecular function (GO): oxidoreductase activity; fatty acid synthase activity
Source: RefSeq, a predicted model, not a curated record